AGGAUCUGAAUCCGACAAGAAAGGCCCAAACAACUAAUGGGCCUUAUAAGCCGAAUAGAAUCAUCUCUUUUAAAUUUUCUGGUAUAUAUCAAAUUCAUACAAGAUUAUAUUGGUUAUUACAAAACAGUUUAGGACAUUUUGGAACCAUGGAGGAAUCACCAAAAAUCUUCCUCCGGCCGUUUAAUCUCUCAGACGCCGGAGAUGUUCUUAAAUGGGCCGGUGACGAUGACGUCACGCGUUACCUACGUUGGGACUCCAUUAAAACCGUGGAAGAAGCCCAACAACACAUACUCCAAAAGGCCAUACCACAUCCAUGGCGCCGUUCCAUCUCUCUCCUCGACGACGGUCGUUCUAUAGGUUGCGUCUCCGUCAGGCCCGAUUCCGGCGAUGGUAUGUGCCGGGCCAACCUCGGAUACGCCGUCGCAAAAGAGUUUUGGGGCCGGGGGAUAGCCACGGCGGCCGUGAGGAUGGCCGUGGAAGAAGCUUUGGAGGUUUUUCCGACGGUGGUGAGGAUACAAGCGGUGGUGGAAGUGGAGAACAAAGCGUCUCAGAAGGUUUUGGAGAAAGCUGGGUUUCAGAAAGAGGGUUUGCUAAAAAAGUAUGGUCUUUGCAAAGGAGUGGUUAGAGACAUGUUUUUGUAUAGUUUUGUUAAGGAUGAUUGUUGAUUCUAAUAUAAUAUUAAGGG
This is a messenger RNA of Eutrema salsugineum, 685 nucleotides long. RefSeq lists its product as uncharacterized. The record is from RefSeq and is a predicted model, not a curated record. The transcript has a single exon. Lineage: Eukaryota; Viridiplantae; Streptophyta; Magnoliopsida; Brassicales; Brassicaceae. The coding region runs from base 147 to 665 and encodes 172 amino acids. Gene Ontology annotation, molecular function: acyltransferase activity, transferring groups other than amino-acyl groups.